This is a messenger RNA of Crotalus tigris (Tiger rattlesnake), 2984 nucleotides long. RefSeq names its product lymphocyte activating 3 (gene LAG3). Gene Ontology annotation, molecular function: MHC class II protein binding; protein tyrosine kinase binding. Gene Ontology annotation, biological process: interleukin-15-mediated signaling pathway; T cell activation; positive regulation of ERK1 and ERK2 cascade. NCBI's taxonomy places the organism in Eukaryota, Metazoa, Chordata, Lepidosauria, Squamata, Viperidae. The record is from RefSeq and is a predicted model, not a curated record. Bases 594 to 2060 code for a protein of 488 amino acids. The transcript is spliced from 8 exons. Gene Ontology annotation, cellular component: external side of plasma membrane; membrane raft.
CUUUGUAUUUUGUGAUUUUCUUCAGUUCUUUCUCUCCUCUUCUGCUGUUUCCAGAUAUUACUAUUUUUAUUACUUCAAAGACAGUCAAGAAUAAGAAUAUCAGAAAGGGGAAAACUUCAAUACUUCAAAGAAAAACACACUAAGGGUACUUCCUGAGAAAUUAGCCCUUAUACACUUUCCAUUGCAAGCAAAAACAAUAGUUAAUGAGUGAGUGGACUGAAAGAGAAAGAAAAAAAAUGUUAUUGUGGUCAUUACCAGUAUAGAGAAUAAGAAAGAAACAGUUUCCAUUGAAGAGUACUUUCAGAACCAUUCUGCCUUCCUGCACAUGUUUUUGGGUUUUUUUGUUGCUUUUUUUUUUAAAAAAAAAUUGGGCUAAUUUCUCGGCUGUGACGUUCACUUCAAUGCAAUCAGGAAAUCAAUAGCCCAUCUGCAAUAUAAGAGCAACCUUUAAUCUUCUUUGAUCAGAAAUUCACCUUUCCUACCUUAGCCUGUAUCUUCUGGGUAAACCAGGUCAAUCCUCCCCCAUUUAGAGCCAGGCCAAUUGGCAAAGGAUUGAGGGGGCUGGAGGACUCACCUUUCUCUCGGAUGCCAAGAUGACUCUAGUCCUGCUUUUCUGCACUCUCGUUCUCAUUCUGCAGAUGACCAAUGGAGAGAAGUACAGGGUGUGGGGUGAGGAAGGCACACAUGUGAUUCUUCCUUGCUACCUGAGUCCCCAGAUGGUGAAGGACAACUUGAGGCACCUGUACAAAGGAUUAGAGGUUCUCUGGGUGCGGCACAGAGGCAGUUCUUCCAUGAAGCGUCAUUUGGUGCUCAAGGUGAAGCCCAGUGGGCUUAAGAGUCUGGCCCAUUCCAUGAUGCGCCGAGCAACUGUCUGGGACGCUGGCUUUCUUAAGGGCAAUUUUUCACUCCAGAUUAAGCCAUUGCUGAAGGAAGAUGCAGGAACCUAUGAGGCACACGUGAGAUAUGGGAACAAGGAAUGGCGCUGCCUAGUGGAGCUUGGUCUGGUGUCAGUCACUGCUCACCCUUCUCGUCCUCUAAUUGAGUCGGAAUCUGUCAGGCUGAACUGCAAUUCCACCCACCCAGGAAAUCCCACCAACGUCCUCUGGUUCCACAGAGAUGUCCUUGUUCACAUCUCCUACAGGCUUCAUCCUAUCGAUCAAACCCUGCUUAUCUCGGAAUCAGUCAGUAGUGACACUGGGCCCUGGGUUUGCCAACUCACCUUUGCAGAUGGGGAGGUAAUUGUGGCCAGACACAACCUGCAAGUUAUAGGAUUUACUGAGCAAGCCCCCUCGGUCAUCUAUACAGCAGCUGGAUCUGAUGCUUAUCUGCCCUGUGUCCUGAAUUCCAAUCCCACGAACUAUGGAAUUUCAAGGGUGGCCAUCCAAUGGAGAUACAUGGCAGGGAGAGAACUGAAGGCCAAACCCACUCCCAAUUAUGAAAACUAUCAGGAUUUCACUCUUCAUCUCCCAGCUGUUGGAUUAAAUGAUGCAGGCCAAUAUCUUUGUGGGAUCACCAUCCAAGGCGUUACUAUAAUUAAGAAUAUCACCCUGGCAGUGAUGACAGUCUUUACCAGCACUGUUGAGCCAAGAAUUCCUGAAGAUUCUCACUUGGUCCUCAUCUGUAACCUCAGCUACUACACAGGAAAAGAGCAUUUUCAGUGGAAGUGGCUGGACUUGGAAUCCAGCAACAGCUCUCAGUCUGCUUCUAGUAGGCCUGUGAAAUGGGGCCCAAUCCAAGAAUUCCAACAGGUGUCAUCAAGGGAUGCAGGUACCUGGGAAUGCAGCGCCCAUGGUCCAGAGGGGAAGCUAGGAUCUGUGCAGUAUCACCUGGAAAUUGCAGCCAGUGCCCGGCUUGCCAGCUUGCCCCCUGUACCAAUUGAGAAAAUAUUUGGCCUGUUACUAUUUUUUCUUAUUGUCUUACUCUCCAUCAUAGCCGUGGUCUACCUGAGACGAAGGAUGUAUUCCCUGAACUUCCAAGCACUGGAUAGGAUUGUGGAUGCUUUGCCUGGGAAAGGAGAAAAGAAUGGAGGACAGGAGAAGACUCUACAGUUGGAAUACUAAAGGAAAGGAAAACAAGGAAGAGGAUUGCUUAUAUGAGAACUGCCAGGACUGGCCAGCUAGACCUAUGAAUAGAUUUAUGUUGGUUUAGUUCAAGAGUCAGUAGGUUUACUGGGUUUUAAACUCUGCAGAUAGAUCCUCCUUGAAAACAGUGAAACCUGAAUGUACAGUAAUCCAUUGAGGGAGAGGAUGGACAGCCAAUUUCUUCACAGAAGUCACCUUUAAAAAUAUGCUGGAUUUCUCAGAGAUGAUUGCUCCCCCUUUUAACUGCUUGGUAAACCCCUAUAUGUUUUCUCCCUUUUGUGCAAGUUUAGGGAGUCUUGUUCAUUUCUGUCCCUUUCUGAAGGCUAUUGUUGGAUGAACUGGUCCACAUUUUUUUUUCCUGCAUAAAAUAGUGCAGGUAUUCCUCAACUUAAGACCCCAACUGGGACUGGGCUUGCCAUUUUAAGUUGGUACAUCAUAAAGUGAGACAUCAUGUGAUUAUACCACCUUACAGCAGCAAUCCAAUCAUUCAUUGUUGUGGUCAUUGACCAAGAAUUGCAGGUACCCAUUUCAGUCCAAGCCAUUCUAGACUUUGUCCCUCCCAGCCCCGAACCUCAGUAAGAUAAGGGAUUGUCUCCAACUCCCCCAUUCACCUGUCUUUCCCCCAUCAGUGCCUUUAGGCCCCUUUCCCACCUGCCUUGUAAGGUGACAAACAGUCCCAGAGCUGCAUGGCUGCGAGGCUGCUUGCCAUGACCCAGAAAGCCUCAGCUGCCCCAGCAGAUGCCAAAAAGCAUUCAUUUGCCCAGGUGCCCUUUCUCCCCAGUUUCAUUUCUUUGAAGAACCCACUUAGUAUUCUUUAGUUUGUAAUUCACAGUUCUAUAAACAGAAAUAAUUAUCUACGGAAGCUCAACUCUUUCAAUAAAAUAAUUUUGCUUAUACUUUAAA